CGAAUCAGCUUUGGUCCACGGCCCCGUCGCAUGCCGCCCUUCGACCCGUAGACAGACACAUGCGAUGCACCUGCAGGCAGGCGGCGCCGUGCACCUCCACCUCCUCCAGUAUUUCAUGCCCCAGCACCAACCGCAGGAAUCAGCCACCGACCUAGAGGCGCAGGAGUCGGCCGUGUGCAGGCGCAGCCGCUCGUCCACUUCGCCGGCGCCGGCUACCAUGUGGGAGUAUCACCAGCAGGCGGCGCAUGCGGCGGCGGCCUUGCAGACGGCCUCGUCGCCGGCGUCUUCUUUCCCUUCCUGGAGCCCCUACGCCGGGACUACGGCUGCGCUCCUCGGCUCCAGCUCGGCCUUCGCCACCGAUGCCGGCUCGUCGCCACCCGGCAUGCGCCUUCCGGCAGCCGGGGAGCACGCCGUGCACGGCCACGCAUGGAGCCAGCACGGCGAACAAAGCAACAUCACAUGCUACAAGGAGAACUUCCUCGAUCUGCUCGCGUCGAAGAACGUGACGCAGGAGAUGUUCGAGGACGUCCCCGCUGGUCACUACGCCGCGCAGGCGAUGUCAGGAAGAUUCGGGGCAGCAGGCUCUGAUGUUGCACCGAUCAAGUACGAGGUCACCGCCGGCUCCUCCCCGCUGUUCUUCGGGAGCACUACUGCUGGUAUGCACCAGCAGGGGAUGGACAUGGUGGGUUGCACGCCGCGGUACGCCUACGCCGCCGCCGACCACCAUCAGAUGAAGGAAGGCGGCGGCAGCCAGCAGCAAGAACUUGAUGCAGCACCGGCCAUGGCUUCCUUUCUUCAGCAACUGAGUUCGAAUGCUAGUGUUGGCAUGCAUGCUAGCUUGGACUAUUCAGGCACAGGAGGACUCGACAAGAUUUGCCAGGAGAGCCGAGCAUUGGAAACUAGCCCUUUUGGUAUGAGGAGCUUGCCCGAUCUCGGUUCUUUCGGUGGCUACAGCAGAUCAACCGCAGAAUCGACAUCGUCAGUGCAACCAUACCUGAGAUCCAGCAAUCUCGCUGAAACCAGUAAACAAGAGCCGGAUAUUGUGUCGGCAAGGAGCAGCAGCAGUGGCAGUGGAGCGGCGAGCGAUCGAAAGAAGCGGGCGUCCGAGGAAAGGACGAGCACCGUGAAGAAGUCUAAGCAAGAGGGCUCUAAACCAUCUCCUCCCAAGCAACAAGUGCCUAAAGUGAAGAUAGGAGAGAAGAUCACAGCAUUGCAACAGAUCGUUUCACCAUUUGGGAAGACUGAUACAGCAUCAGUGCUGUUUGAAACCAUCAAGUACAUCAAGUUUCUGCAUGAACAAGUACAGCUACUCAGCGAGCCGUACACGAAUUCGAGCAGGAGCAAGGGUAACCACCAGCUUCCAUGGGGAGAUCAUGCUCAUGCUGCAGCAGAGACGAGCAAGGGAGACGAGGCAGAGCACGACCUGAGAGACAGAGGGCUCUGCUUGGUCCCUGUCUCGUGGACACCUGAAGUCUACCGGGACGGGACUGCCAUGGACUACUGGACGCCGGCGUACAGGGGCUGCCUGUACCGAUGAGAACUCUCGUUCGUCUGACUAGUUGCUGAAAUGUUCCUUCCUUACUGUCAGUGUCAGUCAGUGGCUCUGCCUCUGCCUCCAAGUUGAAGUUGCAUAGGACGGCAGCGCAGUUGAUCUGCUUUAAUUAUGUUGCUUGUGGUUUCCUAGCUAGUAGUUUGUAGUACUGGUUUGUCUGGUUUAAAUUUGCAGUGUUGUGUUUGUUGAUUUGUAGUACUAAUGAUGAGUGCUGAAGAAAUUAUCUGAACAAAUCCACCUUAGCCUCUCAUCUUUGUAACGAGAUGCUGCACCACAGCACAAGAAUUAGUCCAAGUUAAGUUUGUUUGCCUGUUUAAUGAACUACCACUAGUGAUUAUUACAGAA
Molecule: messenger RNA, 1897 nt
Organism: Sorghum bicolor (sorghum)
Lineage: Eukaryota; Viridiplantae; Streptophyta; Magnoliopsida; Poales; Poaceae
Exons: 7
Coding region: 65-1537 (490 amino acids)
Biological process (GO): regulation of transcription by RNA polymerase II
Cellular component (GO): nucleus
Molecular function (GO): RNA polymerase II cis-regulatory region sequence-specific DNA binding; DNA-binding transcription factor activity, RNA polymerase II-specific; protein dimerization activity
Source: RefSeq, a predicted model, not a curated record